Linum trigynum is the source of this 3291-nucleotide messenger RNA. NCBI's taxonomy places the organism in Eukaryota, Viridiplantae, Streptophyta, Magnoliopsida, Malpighiales, Linaceae. The record is from the annotation of a GenBank genome assembly.
AUGGCAUCGGUGUAUAUUCCAGUGCAGAAUUCCGAGGAGGAGGUGAGAGUUGUCCUGGAUCAGCUGCCGCGGGACGCCUCUGAUAUUAUCGACAUUCUCAAGGCCGAGCAAGCUUCUCUCGAUUUGUGGCUCAUUAUUGCGAGGGAAUACUUUAAACAAGGGAAGGUUGAACAGUUCCGACAAAUAUUGGAGGAAGGAUCAAGUCCUGAUAUUGAUGAAUACUAUGCCGAUGUGAGAUAUGAGAGGAUUGCCAUCCUCAAUGCUCUAGGUGCUUACUAUUGCUAUCGUGGGAAAAUUGAGACAAUACAGAGUAAAAGGGAGGAACAUUUCAUACAGGCUACCAAGUACUAUAAUAAAGCUUCGAGGAUUGACAUGCAUGAGCCUUCUAAUUGGAUUGGGAAAGGUCAGCUUCUACUGGCUAAGGGUGAGCUGGAACAGGCUUCUUCUGCGUUUAGGAUUGUAUUAGACGGAGACCGUGACAAUGUACCAGCUCUAUUGGGUCAGGCCUGUGUUGAGUUUAAUCGGGGUCAUUACAGUGAAUCACUGUCAUUGUAUAGGAGAGUAUUACAAAUAUUUCCUGAUUGUCCUGGACCUGUCAGGCUUGGUAUUGGUCAGUGUCAGUACAAGAUGGGCCACUUCGAAAGAGCCCGAAAGGCAUUUGAUCGUGUUUUACAGUUAGAUCCGGAAAAUGUUGAGGCUCUAGUUGCACUGGCAGUUCUAGACUUACAAACAAAUGAAGCUUCUCGUACUAGGAAAGGGAUGGAAAAGAUGAGACAAGCUUUCGAAAUUUACCCUUAUUGCCCUAUGGCACUCAAUUAUUUAGCCAAUCACUUUUUCUUCACCGGACAGCAUUAUGUUGUUGAGCAACUGACAGAAACCGCACUGGCUGUGACCAAUCACGGGCCUACAAAGUCACAUUCAUACUAUAACUUAGCUCGUUCGUACCAUAGCAAGGGCGAUUAUGCAGCAGCCUUGCGAUACUACAAUCAGUCUGUGAAGGAAAUAAAAGAUAAGGCCAGUGAUUUUGUAUUUCCUUAUUUUGGUUUGGGUCAAGUACAACUAAAGUUAGGAGAUAUUAAUGGUGCGAUGUCAAAUUUUGAAAAGGUUUUGGAGGUUUACCCGGAUAAUUGUGAUACUUUGAAGGUUCUUGGGCAUGUAUAUGCUCAACUUAAUGAGACUGAGAAGGCCCAAGAGGUUUUGAAGAAGGCCACAAAAAUCGACCCUCAUGAUGCUCAGGCAUUUCUUGAUCUGGGGGAACUGUUAAUCAUGUCUGACACAGCCACUGCUCUUGAUGCCUUCAAGACGGCACGCAGUCUUCUGAAGAAGUCAGACCAGGAAGUCUUAGUGGAAGUGCUGAAUAACAUUGGUGUCAUCCAUUUUGAAAGGGAAGAGCUUGAGGUUGCUCUGGAGGCUUUUAAAGAGGCACUGGGUAAUGGUGUAUGGCUCAGAUUCCUUGAUGUUAAAAGCAAGACCACUGCAGCUGAUGCUGGUGCAUCGAUUCUUCAGUAUAAGGAUGUGCAACUUUUUAAUCGACUUGAGGCCGAUGGCGUUGAGGUGGAAUUGCCAUGGAAUAAAGUCACGCCUUUGUUCAACUUAGCAAGAUUACUAGAGCAGUUGCACAAUACAGGAACUGCUGGCAUCUUUUACCGUCUUAUAUUGUUUAAGUAUCCAGGUUAUAUUGAUGCCUAUCUCAGGCUUGCUGCUAUUGCAAAAUCAAGAAAUAAUCUUCAAUUAAGCAUUGAACUGGUCAAUGAGGCUCUGAAGCUGAAUAACAAGUGCCCUAAUGCUUUAUCAAUGCUUGGUGAAUUGGAGCUGAAAAAUGAUGAUUGGGUUAAGGCAAAAGAAACAUUGCGUGCUGCUAGUGAAGCAACAGAUGGCAUGAAAGAUUCUUAUGCUACCCUGGCUCUGGGAAACUGGAAUUAUUUUGCUGCCUUGCGUAAUGAGAAAAGGAACCCUAAGUUGGAAUCAACUCACCUGGAAAAAGCCCAUCAAUUGUACACCAAAGUCCUGCUUCAGCAUAAAUCCAACAUCUAUGCUGCCAAUGGAGCUGGAAUAGUCUUGGCAGAAAAAGGUAACUUCGACGUAGCCAAAGAUCUUUUCACGCAGGUCCAGGAAGGUGCAAGUGGAAGCAGCUUUGUGCAGAUGCCAGAUGUCUGGAUAAACUUGGCACAUGUGUAUUUUGCUCAAGGAAAUAAUGCCUUGGCUAUAAAAAUGUAUCAGAAUUGCUUACGGAACUACUAUCAUAAUACGGACUGUCAAAUUUUCCUCUAUUUGGCACGCACUUAUUAUGAAGCUGAAGAGUGGCAAGACUGCAAGAAAACUUUGCUGCGAGCCAUCCACUUAGCCCCUUCAAAUUAUACACUUAGGUUUGACGCGGGUGUUGCAAUGCAGAAGUUCUCAGCAUCAACACUACAGAAGGAAAAGAGGGAAGCAAAUGAGGUCCGGUCGGCUAUUGUUGAGCUGGAAAAUGCUGUCCGUGUGUUUAGUCAGCUCUCUGCUGGUGCCAACCUCCAGAUCCAUGGCUUUGAUGAGAAGAAAAUAAACACCCAUGUCGACUAUUGCAAACAUCUUUUGGAGGCUGCCAAGGUUCAUCUUGAAGUAGCUGAGCGAGAGGAGCAACAAAAACUACAGAAAGAAGAAGCUGAACGGCAGAUGUCAUUGGCCGAAAAAGCCCGACGCAAGGCUGAAGAACAAAGGAAAUUCCAGUUGGAAAAGCGGAAAAAGGAGGAUGAAAACAAACGGGCCAGGCAACAAGACGAGGACUUUGAGCGUGUCAAGGAACAAUGGAAGAGUAGUACUAGUUCUGCAUCUAAGCGGAAGGAUAGACUGGAUAUUAUUGAUGAUGACGAGGCUGGUGGUCAUAGUGGAAGGAGAAGGAAGAAAGGUGGAGGGAAGAGGAGAAAGAAGGAUAAAAGCUCGAAGUUUUCACAGUACGAGGAAAUGGAAGAAGGAGAAGCUGAGAUGGAUGGUCAUGAAGGGGAUGAUGGCCAUGGAAGUUACUACAGGGAGGAAAAAGAUCCAGCUCCUCAGGAUCUUCUUGCUGCGGCUGGGCUUGAAGACUCCGAUGCAGAGGAUGAAGAGGCUGCUGCUGCUGCGAUAGCUGCAAGGAGGAGACGGGCAUUGUCAGAAUCCGAGGAAGACGAACCAGUGGAGGAGGAAGGGAAGCAACAACAAGCUGGAAGCCCCGAGUCGGGUGAGAUGCAGGUGAGUGAUGGCGAAGGUGCAGCAGCCUCGCAGCAGCACCACCACCAGGACAAUGAUGUUGAUGCCGGCCUGGAUGAUGAAGAUUGA